AACAAAAGUUCCUCUUGCUGACCGCGGAAUCGUUUCUGCUUUCCAGUAUUAACUCGGAGCUGAAUAAUCAAAUUUAGCUUUUAAUUUUGUAGUAAAACAGUGUAGAUAACUGCCAACUACUGACCAAUCCAUGGCCAUGACGGAGAAGGAUCUCUAUCGGGACACUCCGGUGCGAUAUCUGGGCUACGCCAAUGAAAUCGGUGAAGCAUUCCGGCCGGUGAUAAAAAAGAUAUUCGUCCAUGCCAGUUAUGCCGUGGCUAUAAGCUAUGUCCUGGCCGAUACGGCCGACAAGUCUCGGAAACAGUAUAACAAACCGGAAAUACUCGGGGGAGGCCUUCGUGGAGCGGCCAUUGCCAGUGGGGAUACACUGAUUUGGCAAAUGUUCGCCUCGGUCAUCAUACCCGGUUUCACAAUCAAUCGAAUUUGUUGGGUGUCCAAGAAAGUUCUUGCUGCUAACAAGGUAAAGGGUCCCCUGGGCAAAUGGGCCCCGACCUUCCUCGGAUUGCUGGCCAUUCCGUUCAUCAUUCAUCCCAUCGAUCACGGGGUGGACUUUGUGAUGGAUGAAUCCUACAGGAAGUUCGUUAAAUAACGAAGAUUUGAGCAAUCGUAUUACAGAAGUUUCCAUGGCAGAAAAUUUGUUUCGCCAAGCACACCCAUUUCUCAACAAUAGUUUUAGCAAACCAAUAAUGGACAUGGUUAUUUUUUUCUCGAACUACGUAAUAAUGACAUACUCUCAGCGAUAUAAGCUUAGUUCAAUUUCACUUUUAGUCGGUAAUGGUCGUUCUUUUACUCCAGCACAAUAGGAAACAUUCACGCACUUGAAACUACAAAACUAUUAAAUAAACUAAGAUUUCGAAAAAGGAACCGCUGUGAUACAGAUCGAUUUACGGUUUAAGCUUGUUAUAUUGUCAAUUUAAGACAGGGCCAAAGGAUACAUCUCGUGGUGCUCAACAAAAAAACGGAAAACAAUAAACUUACUUCCACGUUGA
Uranotaenia lowii is the source of this 989-nucleotide messenger RNA. Its product is annotated as mitochondrial fission process protein 1-like. NCBI's taxonomy places the organism in Eukaryota, Metazoa, Arthropoda, Insecta, Diptera, Culicidae. Gene Ontology annotation, biological process: mitochondrial fission. Gene Ontology annotation, cellular component: mitochondrion. The transcript has 4 exons. The record is from RefSeq and is a predicted model, not a curated record. Bases 131 to 589 code for a protein of 152 amino acids.